GGGGCGAGAGAGCGCCAUGGCGGCCGCUGUGGCGGCGGCGCCCGCUGCCCGCGCCGCGGCGAGGUGAGAGGGUUGCCUCUUCUCCACGGCUGAGGAGGCCACGGCUGCCCGCCUGCCUUCCACGCGGGCCGCGGCUCCGGCAUGGCCGGGAUCAUUAAGAAGCAGAUCCUGAAACACCUGUCCCGGUUCACUAAGAAUCUUUCCCCAGACAAAAUCAACUUGAGCACUCUGAAAGGGGAGGGUCAGCUGACCAACCUAGAGCUGGAUGAAGAGGUUCUACAGAAUGUGCUGGAGUUGCCCACCUGGUUAGCCAUUACUCGGGUCUACUGCAACAAGGCCUCCAUCCGGAUCCAGUGGACAAAGUUGAAGACACACCCAAUUUGCUUGUGUCUGGAUAAGGUAGAAGUGGAGAUGAAGACCUGUGAGGAUCCUCGGCCCCCCAAUGGACAGUCUCCCAUUGCCCUGGCUUCAGGACAGAGUGAAUAUGGCUUUGCUGAAAAGGUGGUGGAGGGGAUGUUCAUCAUGGUCAAUUCCAUCACCAUCAAGAUUCAUUCCAAGGCCUUUCAUGCUUCUUUUGAAUUGUGGCAGCUCCAGGGCUAUAGUGUCAACCCCAGCUGGCAGCAGAGUGACCUUCGCCUCACUCGCAUCACUGACCCCCACCGAGGAGAGGUUUUAACAUUUAAGGAAAUAACUUGGCAAACACUUCGAAUUGAGGCAGAUGCUACAGACAAUGGUGAUCAGGACCCAGUAACCACUCCAUUGAGGCUUAUUACCAACCAAGGCAGAAUCCAGAUAGCCCUCAAGAGAAGAACCAAAGAUUGCAACGUGAUAGCCUCCAAACUGAUGUUCCUGUUGGAUGACCUGCUCUGGGUGCUAACUGACUCACAGCUAAAAGCUAUGAUGAAGUAUGCAGAGUCGCUGAGUGAAGCCAUGGAGAAGUCAGCCCAGCAAAGAAAGAGCCUGGCUCCUGAACCUGUACAGAUCACUCCACCUGCUCCCAGUGCCCAGCAGUCCUGGGCCCAGGCAUUUGGUGGCAGCCAGGCCAACAGCAACAGCAGCAGCAGUCGCCUCAGCCAGUACUUUGAGAAGUUUGAUGUGAAAGAGUCCUCCUACCAUCUGCUCAUCUCCCGCCUGGACCUGCACAUUUGUGAUGAUAGCCAGUCCCGAGAGCCAGGUGUCUCUGCGAACAGACUCACAGGCGGUGCCAUGCAGCUUACCUUCCGCAAGAUGGCAUUUGACUAUUACCCCUUCCACUGGGCAGGCGAUAGCUGCAAACACUGGGUACGGCACUGUGAGGCCAUGGAGACCCGAGGACAGUGGGCCCAGAAGCUGGUGAUGGAAUUUCAGAGUAAAAUGGAGAAGUGGCAUGAGGAGAUGGGUCUGAAACCACCCUGGCACUUGGGGGUAGACUCUCCCUUCCGGAGGAAAGCAGAUUCUCUCUCUAGUCCUCGAAAGAACUCCCUUGAGAGAAGCCCCUCUCAGAAUCGACAGGCUUCCUUUUGGCCUCCAGCAUGGAAUCGCUUGCGCUCUAGCUGCAUAGUAGUACGGGUGGAUGACCUAGACGUCCACCAGGUUUCUACAGCUGGACAGCCAAGUAAGAAGCCAUCUACACUCCUUUCCUGCAGUCGGAAACUCCACAACCUACCCACUCAGGUCUCUGCCAUUCAUAUUGAAUUCACAGAGUAUUACUUCCCAGAUAAUCAGCAGCUUCCAGUUCCUUGUCCCAAUCUCUACAUUCAGUUAAAUGGUCUGACAUUUACUAUGGAUCCUGUGAGCUUGCUCUGGGGAAACCUCUUUUGCCUGGAUUUAUACCGCAGCUUAGAGCAGUUCAAAGCUAUCUACAAGCUGGAAGAUUCAAGCCAGAAAGAUGAACACUUGGACAUCCGACUGGAUGCCUUCCGGUUGAAGGUGAGCUUCCCACUGGAGAAGAGAGAGCAGGCAGAGUUGCAUCGUCCCCAGGCCCUUGUCUUCUCUGCAUCAGGCAUGAUUGCCACCAAUACACGUCAUGCUCCACAUUGUAGCUGCCCAGACCUCCAGAGUCUCUUCCGGGGUUUUGCUGCUACUGAGUUCUUUCAUUCCAAUUAUGAUCACUUUCCUAAGGUUUCAGGUGGCUUUAGCCUUCUGCACAUGCUUUUUUUGCAUCAUGCCUUCCAGAUAGAUUCCCACCUGCUUCAGCCUAGCACCCUUCCUCCCCAAAGGCCUAAGGCUUCCCAGGAUCUCUGGUCUGUCCACUUCACCCAGAUCUCCUUGGACUUUGAGGGAACAGAGAACUUCAAAGGCCAUACCUUGAACUUUGUGGCCCCCUUCCCCUUGUCCAUUUGGGCCUGCCUACCCCUCCGCUGGCAGCAAGCCCAGGCACGCAAGCUCCUUUUGGCCUCAGAGGGGAGGCUGAAACCAUCAGCCAGCUUUGGCAGUCCUGUUCAAUCUGAGGCCCUUGCCCCUGACUCUAUGUCUCAUCAGAGGUCAAAGACUGAGCAUGAUUUGAAAAGUUUAUCAGGCCUUACGGAAGUCAUGGAAAUUCUGAGAGAAGAUAGUAGUGUUGUGGACAACAAAGGGGCCCUGACAGAGCUGGAGGAUGCAGCGGAUGUUCACAUGCUUGUACACUCCCCAGCCCAUGUCCGCAUGAGGCUCGAUCACUACCAGUACUUGGCUCUGCUUCGUCUGAAGGAGGUGCUGCAGGGGCUUCAGGACCAACUGACUAAGGAUACAGAGGCCAUGACUGGGUCUCCCCUGCAGAACCAGACAGCUUGCAUUGGAGUCCUCUUUCCCAGUGCUGAGGUGGCCCUGCUUAUGCAUCCUGCCCCUGGGGCUGUUGAUGCUGACUCUGCAGGUUCAGAUAGCACUAGUCUCGUAGGUUCCGAGCUAUCUCCUUCAGAGGAUCGGGAACUAAAAUCUGAUGCCUCCUCAGACCAGGGACCAGCAAGCCCUGAGAAGGUCCUGGAGGAUGGUAGCAUUGAAAAUCUGGAUGAUUCUCAGGAGAGACUGCAUAGCAAUGAAGAACUGCAUGACUCAGGUCCACUUGCCCAGCAAUUGGCAGGGAAGGACCAUGAGGCAGUUGAGUCCCUACAAGCCAAGAGACUGAGCAGAGCCCAAGCCUCCAGCUCACCAGCUACAUUGAAGCCCCCCGCUGGCAGGGAUGCUGCUGUGAAUGGACAGGGUGAGCUCAUCCCUUUGAAGAACAUCGAGGGAGAAUUGUCAAGUGCUAUUCACAUGACCAAGGAUGCCACCAAGGAGGCUCUACAUGCCACUAUGGACCUCACCAAAGAAGCUGUAUCUCUGACUAAGGAUGCCUUCAGUCUGGGCAGAGAUCGGAUGACCUCUACCAUGCACAAGAUGUUGUCCUUGCCCCCAGCCAAGGAGCCUAUGGCCAAGACAGAUGAGGGGGUGGCAGCCCCAGUGAGUGGAAGUGCUGCCCGACUCCGAUUUUUCUCCAUGAAGAGGACGAUAUCUCAGCAGUCAUUUGAUGGUGUCUCAUUGGAUAGCAGUGGCCCUGAAGACCGGAUUUCAGUGGACAGUGACGGCAGUGACAGCUUUGUGAUGCUCUUGGAGUCUGAGCCUGAUGCAGAAUCUGUUCCACCAGGAUCUCUUCCAAAUGUCUUGGAUGAUGCUGGUGUUCAAGGGAGCCCUGUUGUGGAUAAUUAUGGCCAAGGGUCACCAGAGGCCAACAGUUCAGUUUCACCCAGUGGAGAAGACCUCAUCUUUCACCCGGUCUCAGUUCUGGUCCUGAAGGUGAAUGAGGUGUCUUUUGGGAUUGAGGUACGUGGUGAGGACCUGACUGUAGCCCUGCAAGCAGAGGAACUGACCCUCCAGCAGCUGGGCACCGUGGGACUCUGGCAGUUCCUGCAUGGACAGUGCCCGGGUACAUGCUUUCCGGAAUCCUCAACUUUGAAGAGGGGCCACAACAGGCCAGCUGUGGGGCUUCGCUUUGAGGUGGGGCCUGGUGCAGCAGUACGUUCCCCGCUGGCUACGCAAAAUGGUUUCCUGCAUUUCUUGCUUCAUGGCUGUGACCUCGAGCUGCUCACUUCAGUGCUCAAUGGCCUGGGGCCCUUCUUGGAAGAUGAGGAGAUCCCGGUGGUGGUCCCCAUGCAGAUUGAGCUCCUGAACUCCAGCAUCACCCUAAAGGAUGAUAUUCCCCCCAUCUAUCCAACGUCUCCAGGCCCUAUCCCGAUCACUCUGGCCAUGGAACAUGUUGUGCUGAAGCGGAGUGACGAUGGUGUGUUCCACAUAGGCGCUGCUGCUCAGGACAGACCAUGGGCUGAAGUACCUAAAAGUGAGAAGAGGCCACCCCCCAAAGAACAGAUGUUUCUUGUGCCCACAGGAGAGGUUUUUGGACAGCAGCGCUGUACCUGCAUUCAUAUUGCCCUGCGAUUAACUUCAAGCUGUGUUGAUUGGACAGAAGUUCAUUAGCUAACUCACCUUUACAUGCUGCAAGACUCUGAACAAGAAGUAACAAUACCUCAAGAAAAUGUCUGGAGGGACAGUACCACUGUUGCUCAAAGACGUCAGCCACUGCACAUUACCAUUUCAGCUGUGAAGCCUUUACAGUUAUGUAUUGUCUGUGAUUGUCUAGAUUUCCUGUUUACACGGAUGUAUAUUAGGGACAUGCUGUAGUGUGUGUGGACUACAGUCUAAGUCCUCUCUCCAACUGGGCUGCAGGGAGGCUUUCAAUCUCAAAUUCUGUUUUCAGCUCACUGGAAAUAAUUUACCUAGUUUCCCUAACUUAAGACGGGGGUGGGUUCUAGUCACAAGAUGGCUGCUUUUUACCAUGUAUUUUGUCUGACCCUCAUUUUGCCAUGGGCCUCAACCUUUAUGCCCCCUUUUUCAUGGUUCUGAAAAGAAUGGUUCCUCAGUACGGAAUAUACAAGGGACAAACACCACCCCUCACAUGCCCUAUAACCUAAAUGCUUCCCUUUAACUCAUUUACAUUAGUUUCCCCUUCAAGCAUGGGGGAUAGUGGAAAGAAGGUAUUAAUAGUUUGAAGUGUUGGCACAAUUAUGUGAGAACUUUCCAUUCCAAACCUUUACACCCGCGUUUUUUUUCUUCUCACUUAAUACUUGCCUAAACUUCUAAAAUCAGUGAAAGUAAAAUCAGAAAACUAUGGAAACAACUGAACUUUGCUACAAGCUAGUAUGAUGACAUGUGGUUAUUUGAGAUCUGUAAAAACUGUCAUUGUGAUUUAUCAGUCGUUAUUAAGAGCUGCAGAGAGAAUCUGGUGUGAUGCACUAUCCUUUUAGAGACUAAGGCCUUCACCUAGUUGUUUCCCCACCUUCGGCCAGAAAAGGAAUAUUCCUAUUCACCUCUGGGAAGGUACAGAUAACAGUGCUAUUAUUGAAUGGGGAUUACUUUCCUCAUGGCACAAGGGGAAACACUGCUGUAUAACCUUCAACAGUGAGGCUCUGCUAAGUGGCCAGACUUAGAAUUUGAUUUUCUCCAUUAUUUUUUAAGUUUCAGCCUUAUUCAAUAGCUCUAAUUGCAAUAGGUAUAGUUCGUUUAACUGUUAAAAAAAAAAUUCCUGUUAGAGCUGAGAGAAUUUCCUUUUUGUCAGUUUAUUAGUUUUUGGUCAAGAUUUAGACUGAGUCUUAUAGCAUUUCUUUGUGGAAUGCCCCACUCAAGUGUCUUUUCCAUCGGUUAAGUAUAUGUUUCGAGCUAUAAGUUUUACUAUAAGAUACUUUAUAAGACAGUUUUGCCCAACUUUCUGUGUCCAAGAUGUUUCCCCCACUCAGGGUGCUAAACAGAAUUGGAGUCUUUACUAAGAGAUGCUCAGGAAAGUUUCAAAAGAGAACAGGUUCAAAAUCCUUCUCCCUGUGACACUGAAUGAUAGAGAUGAAAGAAUUUUUGGGGAUUGCCAGUUAUAUACAGUAGCCUUAUUACUGCUAAUCACUGUCAAAAAAAAGGUCACUCUUUUCCCGUCUAUUUAAAAAAAACAGUGAGAAUGUAUCUAAUGAACUGAAUCUUGGUCAGUACUGGGGAAAUUUUAAUGUUGCAAUAUCUAAUCAAACUUUGAGUGUACUGGUUCUGUGAACCAUCUGGAAAAAAAGCAAAUUAAACUUAUUAAACAUAA
Molecule: messenger RNA, 6061 nt
Organism: Lemur catta (Ring-tailed lemur)
Lineage: Eukaryota; Metazoa; Chordata; Mammalia; Primates; Lemuridae
Gene: BLTP3A
Product: UHRF1 binding protein 1
Exons: 22
Coding region: 142-4407 (1421 amino acids)
Molecular function (GO): histone deacetylase binding
Source: RefSeq, a predicted model, not a curated record